This is a messenger RNA of Pocillopora verrucosa, 2945 nucleotides long. Its product is annotated as synaptotagmin-1-like. Gene Ontology annotation, cellular component: exocytic vesicle; plasma membrane. The record is from RefSeq and is a predicted model, not a curated record. NCBI's taxonomy places the organism in Eukaryota, Metazoa, Cnidaria, Anthozoa, Scleractinia, Pocilloporidae. Gene Ontology annotation, molecular function: calcium-dependent phospholipid binding; phosphatidylserine binding; calcium ion binding. Gene Ontology annotation, biological process: regulation of dopamine secretion; calcium-ion regulated exocytosis; cellular response to calcium ion.
AAGUGGUCAGAGUGUUGGAAUAGAAAUCUUUUCAAGAAAGCAAUUAAUCGUUUCGCUUGGUAGAUUUUUCCGGAAAUUUCACGGUUUUGCUGUUAAAGCAAACGGUUUCUACACCACUGUUAUGGGAGAGACAGCCAGACUGGACGUUUUGUGGAUGAUUUUUGAGCCAAUAACAGACUGAAGAAUUUCCAUGAAACCAGCACUAUGAGAAUUGCUGACAACUUCCCGCCAUCAAAAAGUUCUGUUGCGACAGUUGACGCCGAAAACUCGACGUUCCAUUUACAAUGGGCUUUCAUUGUCGCAGCUGUUUGCGGUGGGUUGCUGUUUAGCAUGCUCGUGGUUCUUCUUGUGUGGCGAUCGCGUGUCCGGUGUAAAAGUUGCCCUAAUGAAAACAACAACCUGCCCGAGAGAACAAUAUCACGCGUGUCUUUUAAAAUCCCACAGCCUAAAAUCGAACCGAUCCUCAUUCCCACGCAGUCACGAUAUCCACAGAAAGAAAAUGACGAGUUUGAACCAUUCCUAGAUCCUGAGAUUUACAGAGAAGAAGUGACAGGGGAAGGAUCGCCAUUCCAGGGCUCAGCUAGACUCUGUUUCUCUUUAUCUUACGACAAAUUCAGCGAGGAGCUCAAAGUCUGUCUCAUUCGAGCCACUCGUUUAACACCAAUCGGAGAAAACGUCACGGUUACACCAUACGUAAAGAUAUUUCUUCUUCCAGACAAAAAGCGAAAAGCUCAGUCAAGAGUGCUGCGCAGAACAUCCAAUCCACAGUUCCAUGAAGACUUUGUUUUUAUGGUUUCACCGGUAGAUCUACCAAACAGAACUCUUGAAUUUACAGUCUGUGAAUUCGAUCGAUUUUCCCGUCAGCAGGUUAUCGGUCACGUGAGAUAUCCUUUAAGAGAUGUGAAUGAUUUGAACUCAGUACAAGGGACAGGAGAGAUCUGGGUUGAUAUCAACAAUGAGGAUCUAAAGAGUGGAGUAGAUAAAGGAGAACUACUGUUUUCUCUGCAGUAUCUACCUACCUCAUGUAGACUUACAGUAGCUGUCCUCAAAGCUAAAGAAUUAAAAUUGAACGGAGAAGACACAGAUUUGGAUCCAUAUGUCAAAGUGUCCAUGAUAAUGGGAGGAAAACCUUUGAAAAAACGGAAAACAAUUGUUAAGAAGAGGACAGUAUUUCCGGUUUACAACGAAGCUUUUGUAUUCUCCAUUCUCCCGUCUUGCCUCGAUCGCGUGAGCUUCAUGUUAUCAGUUUACACUGUACCGAGGCUUGGAGGAUCCAAGAAGCUGAUUGGCCGAGCAGUUGUAGGACCAUACAUGUACUCAACUGGUCAAGGGCUGUCUCACUGGAAUGAUAUGAUCGCUUCACCUCGAAACCCCAUAGCACAAUGGCAUACACUCAUAUGAGAUGUUUAUAAAUGAGUAAUUAUCAUUCUCAGAGUGCAAGCGUGCGCGGAUCUAGAUUGAACCCAGUGUUCUGCAGUAAUCAGGUUUUAGACAGUAAAUAUAUGACAGAAGUAAGGUUUUGAUAUUUAUUGCACAGUAAACUGGAAAUAGUGCCUUUUGCUUUCCAAUUUCAUUAAAUGUUUGUAGGUCCUAUGGAUGAAACUGUUGAGCUUACAGACGAAAGAGCUUGAAAUGAAUUUGGAUAAAAAAAAAAUCCAAAUUUUUGCUAGAAGGUGGUCUUUUCUUCUUGUUGUACAGGGUUGUUGUAGUUCAAAGUUCGGAAAACGGUAUUAUGGUCUAUUGUUAAGUCAUUCUUCGGAAUUUUUAGUUAGAAAACAGCAAGGAGAAAUAAAACAUGCAGACACUUAAAAAGAUUUAAAUAUUAAAGACAAAAAACAGGUUUACACUAAAUAUUUUUAAAUAGCAACAUCUUGAUAGUCUUACUGGGCAGUUUAAUUCUAGAGAUCUCCUUUGUAAAUCUUUGAAAUAUGUUAUACAUACCUAGGGUAGCAUGUUUCACAGUGUUUCAGCAAUUGGUUUGGUUGUAUUUUCUGGAAAAUUUUAGACACUACAAUUUCAGAUGGCACCUGAAAUUGACAGUCAAAUUGCUGAAAAAAUCAUCAAGAGAAACAAUUUUAUGACCAUCAAUUGGUUCUCAAUUUAGUAUGUUGGUUCUUCAGUAUAUUACGUUUUAUUCCUGAUGUAAAUAAAAUAAGCAAUAUAUUCUAUAUUAAUACAUUUAUAUUAUUUUACUUGUACUAGAGGGAAUGAAAUUACCAUAAAAAGGAAAAUCUCUUUGGUUUUAUUUAAAGUCACAAAAAGAUCAAACAACAAAAACAAUUGAAAGAAAGUUUGAAAGGGUGGUUACAGUAAUUUAAAGAACUGGUAAAAGAGGAGAGAUUGGAAAAUAUUAGGAGAGUUCAAUAUCACCCUUUGUCAACAACCUAGGAACAAGAAUGUAGGAAUGUACAGAGUUACAGAAAAAGUACUUCAAAAAUUCUAGGAAAAAAAUUAAGAAAUGAUGCUUGUUUUCCCCUUUCUAAACUUGCACAUGGUUUAUGCACCUAGCUGACCAUAACCUUUCUAGAGCAAUUUAACCUCUUGACCCCUAACAGUGACUUACAUCUAAUUUCUCCUUACAAUAUCACCACUGAAUCAAACAUGAGGGUCACAAGAAUAAAGGAACAGAUCAGCAACCAAAGAAGCUCUUAACUGUUAGACAAAUUCUCUUUGUCAGCACCAUGGGAAAUGUAUAGAGAACAGUAUGGAGAAUAUGCAUACAGAUUUUAGGGUGUAAAAAGGUAAAACAAAGUUCCUUCCAAAUGUCUUGUCUUACUAAAUGUCUCAACCACUAACACAGUAUUUAGUUAAUAACCCCCUUCAUUCAGCUGAUAUGAUGGCUGAUAACAUCCGUGGCUGAGAUAGUCUAAAAAAGAUAAAUAUUUGGCCAAGAAGAAAAGAACCACCAUUGCCUAUAAUUCUCACUGUGGAUAACUCAUGCCAAC